AUGCAUAGUUUGUAGUCCAUGCAGAAAUAAAAUUCAGGGCUGCUUAGUGAUGCUUAAACUACAAACUACAAUUUUAGAUAAUCAGCACAAAAUUCGAGUCUACUCGAAAUUAUAUUUAAAUUUAAAAUCGGCGACGAAACUGCAGUAACCUGAUCCGUUUUGACACAAAACGGAAAUGAAACUCUAACUAUACAUUGCAAAAAAGAUGUAAACAGAAAAAUAAAGGCAGCAGCACCAUUGCGAUUGCACGCAUUCUUCCUUGCCGGGGGCAAACCGUCCUCUCUUUCCUUUUUCCUCCCUCCUCUGUCUCUGUCUGCGUUUCUCGAAUGCGCACAGUCUCUACGCUGCCGCGUGCCCGCUUCUUUUCUUCCGUACACUGCAACGAACACAUUCAUUCGUACGUACGCAUAUAUUCUCCGUUCAGACGCCCCCGCUUUUCGCCUCUCCGCUGCCUAUCUGACACCGUCUCGUUCUCUGCGUUCUCUCGUCCAUUCUCACUCUUCUGCACGCCCGCUUUUGGUUUGUAGUGAAGAGAAAAAAGGAGAAAAAGACGAAGAAGGAGAAGCGAAAGAAGUGGAGUAGAGUGGCCGACAGCAACGACGACGACAUUUCUGCGGACAGAAUACCACGAUGUAAGUGUUUCUCAUAGAUUAUUUCGGAUGUCGGUGCUAAAUUUAUUUAAAAAAUGGCCAUAAAUUCAACAUUCGAUAAGCCAUUCGUUAAAUAUUAAACAAAAAUUGUAUCACAGAAAUUUUAAAAUUUUUCUCAGUUGCUAAUUUUUGCACAAAACUUUAGUAAACAUACUUUAUCUGCAAAAUAUUCACUUUUCAGGGAGCCCGGGCCAUCCUCCGCGGCGCCGGUUCUGCAUCAAUUGCAGCCGGCGGCUUCCCGGCCGAUACAGCAUCCUGCUCAGACCCGAGGGCCUGGAGCAGCUCAACGCGGAGCAAUCCGACAGCCCGUCAACCCCGUACAACGUAACGGUCCAGUGAUUCCGAUGGCUUCGACGCCGACUCAGCCGCGUGCCGGACCGUCCGUUCCAAUGCCGCCAUCUGCCCGACCGCUUCCGCCAUCAAUUUUCCGGUUCCAGCCUGUAAAAAAGGCGAGAGGUUCAAUAAGUUCCGCACUAAAUACACCUACGACAACGCCGUCGCCGUCCGCUACGCCUUCUAUCCCGAUGAAACCGUUAUCGGUGAGAUUCUAAACAAAUUCUGAAGUUUCAAGCGAAAAGUAAAACAAUAAAUUUCAGCAGCAAAAACCGCCGGUUCCAGCAGCUCCGCCAGCACGACAAACCAUUCCAUACGCAAAAAAUAAUCAUAGGCCACAGGUAAUUACGAUAAACUUGCAUUUCUCUAAAAUAAGUGGUAGUCUUUCCAGAAUCGAUCUCAACCCGCUUCCCGAACGCCAAAUAACUUCACGACGCCACAGGUUUGUACCCUAAUUUUGUUCCGAAUAUUAAAACGUCGAAAUUAAUUUUAGCCCCAAACAAAUCAGCAGCGGGCGACCAUUUUUCAAAAUAACGGCCCUUCGACAAGUUACGCCGGGCCAAGCACGUCCACACCUUCAACUUCUAACGCCCCUCGCCGUGAGCUCAUUCGAAAAAUACUUUGAAAACUCACAAUUAUUUUAUUUUUGAAGAUGUACCGCGAAAGCCACAACCUACCUCAUCUGGAGCUACCACCAAUAACAACCAAAUAUUCGAAAAGGAGAAAGGCGAAGAGGAUGAGGAGAAGAAAGCGAUGACGUACGAACUGCCGCCGAACUGCAAAGUGAGUGCUUUGGAUGUGCUUCAGCUGGCUCCAGCAGCUGUCUCCGGUUCCAUCCGAGUCGGCCCAAAACGUUUCAGACUGCAAACUACAGAAACUUGUUAAGCAGCACCACAAGAAGAUAAUUUGAGCUUUCUAACCAAAAUUUAAAAGUUUCACGUGUAAAAGUAAAAAUAUCACAUUUCUCAGUGAAAACUUAAAGACUUCACAAUAUUCUUGCAGCUGUUCACUUACAAGUGCGUAGUCGGAGGUGUCGAACGGACUCUCCUCGUGCCGAUGCCCAUGAAUGCGACGGAAGAAGAUCUGAAGGUAUUUAUUUCGCGGAACUCAUAAUAUCACCCGUCGAGAGUCUUCAAUUCAGAAAAUGCUGCCCGACUCGUUUUCCGAAAUGGCCGAAAAAAUAUUCGAAGCGGAAAGAGCACAAAAAGAGCCGUCGGAACAAGUGGUCACGUUGACAUUCCGUAAGCCCAAUAAAAUUGUGAAACCUGUGAAAACGGGUGAAUUCUUCAGCCGACGGUACGUCUCCGACCAUCGAAUUGCUUGGAAACGAGGGAACACCUGCGAAACACGAAAAGACGGACCCGCCGAUUCUGGUAAACCCGAAGCAGUUUCAAAGGAUUCAAAAGCGACGGAAAAUGAGGCAGCGACUGGAAAUGUCGGGAAGAUUACCAUUGCAAAGACAGAAGUACCUGCACGAGAGUCGUCAUUUGCACGCGAUUAAAAGGAAACGAGGCAUUGACGGCCGAUUCGACACUAAAAGUAGGCUUUUAUUCAAUUUUUAAAAAAGUUUAGCCAACAUUGCAGACGCACCAGACAACGAAGGCCAAUCGAGCUCCGGAACUCGACAAGUCGUCCAAUUCGCAGUUCCGAUGCCACGUCAAGUGACCACUUAUGCUGAAAUUCGGUAAAAUCGUUGAUUUUGUCAAGAAAAAUCUGAAGGUCCAUAAUUUUACAGACCGGCAAACGAAAUUUACGAAAAUCCGUCGGCCAACAGGAACGCGCAGCCGUACUACACGCCCGGCCAACGAAAUCACAACACCAGCAACUACCUCGACUACCAGAACGAGCCGAUCACCAGCUAUCAACAGUAUCAACAUCAUCUCCAGUACGCAGACCGAGAAAGAGAAUUUCUGAAUCAUCGGGAAGACGUAAACCAAGAAUCCGGAGCCGGAAGCAGCACGACCGAUGAGCAAAAGUUUACCAAUCUUUAA
Caenorhabditis sp. 36 PRJEB53466 is the source of this 2974-nucleotide messenger RNA. The record is from the annotation of a GenBank genome assembly. NCBI's taxonomy places the organism in Eukaryota, Metazoa, Nematoda, Chromadorea, Rhabditida, Rhabditidae.